Lagenorhynchus albirostris (white-beaked dolphin) is the source of this 2811-nucleotide messenger RNA. It is a transcript of the gene MAS1, whose product is annotated as MAS1 proto-oncogene, G protein-coupled receptor. The transcript has 4 exons. Gene Ontology annotation, biological process: G protein-coupled receptor signaling pathway. Bases 893 to 1870 code for a protein of 325 amino acids. Gene Ontology annotation, cellular component: membrane. The record is from RefSeq and is a predicted model, not a curated record. NCBI's taxonomy places the organism in Eukaryota, Metazoa, Chordata, Mammalia, Artiodactyla, Delphinidae. Gene Ontology annotation, molecular function: angiotensin receptor activity.
CCCAGCUUGGGGGGGACAAAAUAGAGCCUCUCUGUGGCUGGUCAGGUGAUACACGGACUACAUAUUUGCUAUUACAAAGCCAUCCACCAAAAAUGCCCAGUGGGUAAUAUGCCUGAGUUUCCUACCCUCUCCCUCUUUCUCUUUUCAGGAAAGGCUCUUGAGUCUAGAAUGUUCCUGUUCUAGAACUUUCUAGAACUUUCACCUCAGGGACCACUUCUGCGCCACCCAUCUCGGGGCUCGGAGGGCGUCUGAAAGCCCACCUCUCUGACUCAGGGAUGGUGACCAGAGGUGACCUAACACAUCCUUGUCAGCAGAGCACAGGAAGAAUGUUCAAAGGAAAAUGUUGAAAAUCCCUAAUCUCAUUUUGGCCAAUAGCACAACCUCCUUCUCCUUCAGCACAUUCUGCUAAGAACAUGAGUUCAGUGGGCGUCCCCCCCACCUUGUUUCCCUGGCUCACCCUGGCAUGGUGAUCGGUCUGCGGAAAUGAGGAAGGAGCAAACACUGAAAGCACAAGGUCAAGGUCUUAGAGAACCACACACCUAGCGGUCAAGUCAGAAGGAAUGGGAGUUGACUGUACUUUCCUCUUUACCCAGAACGGUGAUUAAAGUUGGGACAAAUUAAGAGCCUCUAAAUGCUGGCUGAUGAAUAUCUCCAAAGGGUAAUUUAGAAAUUGCAGUUUUAUGAAGGGCCGAGACAAUGCUGGCCAAGAAUGCAGGGCUGAGCCCAGGGUAAUAUUUAGAACAUCCUGAGUGAUGGACAGAUUCCAUGUCCCAAGGCAAUGCUCCAGAAAUACUCUUUCUCACAAGUGGAUUUUUUCAUGAUGUUUGGACAAGAGAGAGCACACGAUUACGAUCUAGAAAAAUACCUGAAGAGCCCAGGCUGAGGUCCCCUCAUGGAUGAGGCAAACAGGACAUCAUUUGUUGCUGAGGAGUCCUCGAAUGCCUCAACCAGAGGGAACACCUCAGUAGCAGAGCCGCGUCGGGAAAUUCCCAUCGUGCACUGGGUGAUCAUGAGCAUUUCCCCACUGGGCUUUGUUGAGAAUGGAAUUCUCCUCUGGUUCCUCUGCUUCCGGAUGAGAAGAAACCCCUUCACCGUCUACAUCACCCACUUGUCUAUUGCGGACAUCUCGUUACUCUUUUGCAUUUUUAUUCUGUCUGUCGACUAUGCUUUAGAUUACGAGCUCUCUUCCGGCUAUUACUACACAAUCGUCACGUUGUCGGUGACCUUUCUCUUUGGCUACAACACGGGUCUGUAUCUGCUGACAGCCAUCAGUGUGGAGAGGUGCCUGUCCGUCCUGUACCCCAUCUGGUACCGCUGCCAUCGCCCCAAGCACCAGUCAGCAUUCGUCUGUGCCCUCCUGUGGGCACUUUCCUGCUUAGUGACCACCAUGGAAUACGUCAUGUGCAUUGACGGUGAAGGACAGACUCAAUCCCGAAGUGACUGCAGGGCGGUGAUCGUCUUCAUAGUCGUUCUGAGCUUCCUGGUCUUCACUCCACUCAUGGUGGUGUCCAGCACCAUCUUGGUAGUGAAGAUUCGGAAGAAUACGUGGGCAUCCCACUCCUCGAAGCUGUACCUUGUCAUCACGGUCUCCAUCAUCAUAUUCUUCAUCUUCGCCAUGCCCAUGAGGCUCCUCUACCUGCUCUAUUAUGAGUAUUGGUCGACGUUCAGGAACUUGCACCACAUUUCUCUUCUCUUCUCUACAAUCAAUAGCAGCGCCAACCCUUUUAUUUACUUCUUCGUGGGCAGCAGCAGGAAGAAGCGGUUCAAGGAGUCCUUAAAAGUGGUUCUGACCAGGGCUCUCAAAGAUGAGAUGCAACCCAGGCGCCCGGAAGACCACACCACCACCACUGAAACUGAGACUGUCGUCUGACAGGUGGAGGAAAUUGUGGACAAAAACAGUGGGAUGCAGACGACCUAUAGUUUGUGCUUGGGAUGCAACUGAAUAUCUCCUAAAUACGGUAUAGGACACCUCACCCCAUAUGCAUGAGAUGCUAAUUAAUGCUGAGACUGUACUCUUGCGUUGUACCUUCUGCAAGCGCCCAAAUACAUGUUGCAACUCUAUCCUUUCUGUAGCUUUCAAAAAUCUCCUUCUGUUCCUCUUCAGCUCUCCUGGUAGCACUUUCCCACAAACUAUAAAAAUUACUCCAGCAGGAACGUUUACAUGUGUGUACAGGAAAGGGUACAAGCAUUUGAUGGACCUUGAGGAGGUGAAGCCAUAUAGCGGGAAGAACGUGGGUUUUGGAGUCAGGCUGACUCUGUCCUUUGCUGCUGGUGUGACCUCAGGUUUAACCACCAGGGACCUCAUUUCCUCAGUAUAAAAUGGUAACAGCAAUAGUCCCUACGUCCCGGGCUUGUGGCGAGGAUGCAACGAGAACGUGAGGUAUGCACGGCAUCUGGCACACCUCAGUGUUAGGGAACCUCAGUCUUUCUGACACCUUUAAGUGGAAGAAGAAACACGCGUUUCUGUUCUGUAAAGCACAGACACACACAAACACAGACAUGCGUACACACACGUGUACACACAACUCUAUGGUGUACAAACAUUGUUACAUGUUUUUAAAUGUUGAAUGUUCUUUCUGUUCGCUACACGAGAACUUUUCAUGGGACAACACUUCUAUAGAAAACAUCUGCAGAUGUUAUAACCCCUCAACCGUCCUGUGUUAGAGCAUCAUUUCCUGUUGUGAGGGAAAACGUUUGGCUACCAGUAGAGGAAUUUCUCACGGCUUCCCUUCCCUCUGUGGGAAUGCUUGAUGUAAAGAAAGUCUGUUUCGAAAUCUUUUGCUGGAUAUAAAUGUUUAUGAAUGAAACUUA